UUGUAUCGGAGGAAUCAACAGCCGCCAUCUUGACGCGGCUCAGAAUCGGGAUUUCGGGGGGAGCAUUAAUUUUAAAAACCGACCGGAGCGAUCCAGACCGGGCUCAAACGGCUUUUUUCGUCCAGAAAAUCGAAGUGCUUGUUCGUCCGAUGACAAUUAAUGCGAACAUGUGAUGGUAACAUGCGUUUUUAUCGUCCGGAGAGCCCCCUGUAUAUUUGAUUUCCCUUUUACCGAGCGCCGCUUCUCGCCGUAUCUCCGUCUCUUGACGCUGUAUUUACCGGGAGACAGCGACCAGAAAAAUAAUCCACUUCAUAGAAAAUAUUUUUUGAAUUUUGCUCUUUUUAUUUAAGCCCGAGGAAGAUUUUAUGGCCGCUUGUUUCGGCUGCGAAAAAAAUGAUUCUGUACAGACGCGAAACCGGCGAUCUGCGGAGAAAGGGAUUUGCUCAAGCGUUGUGUAAUAUUUUAUAAUUGAUUUUUAUUUAUUUUUCUUGAACUGAAAUAAUUUUUGGACGCGAUUAUUGAGGAUAAUUAUGUGGGUGUUGGGUGUUGGAUUAUCAUGGGGUGAUCUUCGGUGGCGAAGCGUGGCGCUGUUGCCUUUCUUUUGAAGCCUUUUACACCAGGCAACAUUUCGCCAGUCUGCCAGUCAAGAGAAGAAAAAACACUUAUAUUGCUGCUUUUUUUUUUUUUUUUUUUUUUUUUGCGAAAGUGGCCCGUUUUAACGACCUCGAAGCUGACUAGUUAGACUGAUUUUUUUUUUUUUUCGUGCAUCAUCAUCCAUUCACAAAAUUUACCAACCAGUCCAGGAUGGCUGACAAUCUGCUGGAUGUCGGACCCCCCACUGCAAAGCGACCCAAGCUGAAUUCACCUCUCUCAGGAUCAGAUGGCCCAGACCUUGUGUCCCUGUUUGACCUGGAAAACGAUCUUCCAGAUGAGCUCAUUCCCACUGGAGACUUGGGAAUGGGAAUGUCCUCCAACGGCAUACCAGGAGGAGGGGGUCCUGGUCUCAACUCCAUCAUCCCAGAUGCCGCUGCCAAACACAAGCAGCUUUCUGAGCUUCUGCGAACAGGAAGUUCCUCCAUCUUGGGAGGUGGUCUAAAUUCUGCCAACCCUCAACAGGGAGGCAUGGUGGGAAGCCAACUGGGUGCUGUGCUUGGUAAAAGCCCACUGGGGCCAGGUGCUACCAAUCACCAGUCUCCCCAGGCCCAGAAAGGAGGUGCAUCAGUUGGACAAGGCAAUGGAGGCAUGGGAUUCAACCAGGCCAUGCUGAACAGUGGGCAGGGGCACGGGGUCAUGGGCCAAGCGGGACAAGUGAUGAAUGGGGCUCUGGGAACUGCAGGCCGGGGUAGACCUGGGCCUGGCAUGCAGUACCAGGGCCAAGGCAUGCAGGGGGCUGGACCUGGUGUUGGAAGCAGUGUGCUAGCAGAGACACUCACACAAGGAGGGCCACAGUUGGGAGCACACGUGUUAAAUGCUCAACAAGCUGGAAACAUGAAUAAGAUGGGGAUGUCAGGAGCUCCAUUUGGCCAGCAGUACGGCCAGGCUGGGGUUCAGCAGAUGGGGGCAGCGGGGGUCAACGCUCAACAACUUCAGAACAAGACAGCCCUUUCCAACAACCUGCCCCAAUUCCCUGCUGACCUGAAGGGAGCUGGGAGUGUGCCAAACAUGUCCCAGAUGCAGCAGCAGGUAGCCUCGGUGGGCAUGGUCUCUGGGGCUGGUGGUGUGUCAGCGGGCCCAACAGCCGAUCCUGAGAAGCGUAAACUCAUUCAGCAGCAGCUGGUCCUGUUGCUCCAUGCACACAAGUGCCAGCGGCGGGAACAGGCCAAUGGGGAGGUGAGGGCCUGCACUCUGCCCCACUGCCGCACCAUGAAGAACGUCCUCAACCACAUGACCCACUGCCAGGCUGGCAAGUCCUGCCAGGUGGCUCACUGUGCAUCCUCCAGACAGAUCAUCUCCCAUUGGAAGAACUGUACGCGGCACGACUGUCCAGUCUGCCUGCCUUUGAAGAAUGCAAGUGACAAGAGGAACCAGCAACCCAUGCUGAGUUCCCCUGGGGCUAGCAUGCAGAACGCCAUCAGUUCAGUGGGUCCAGGCCAACCCAGUUCCACAGCCAUCAACAGUGCUGCCACAAACAUCGACCCCAGCUCCAUGCAGAGGGCUUAUGCUGCCCUUGGCCUGCCGUAUGGGAACCAGUCCCCUGCUCAGGUCCAGGGUCAGGGUCCUGGACAGCAAAACCCCCAGGGGCACCAGCAGCUACGGAAUUUAAACCCACUAGGCACUAAUCAGAUGAACCAGAUGGCAGGAGGCAUGGGUGUCCCCUCUUCAGACCCGUCUGGCAUGCACUCUGACUCCUCUCUACCAUCUACACUGAACAAUCAGCUGAUGCCGGAUGGGUCUGUAGCGGGAGGCAUGGGAAACCUGCCCGCUGCUACCCCUCUCUCUGCUUCAGGAGUAAGAAAGGCCUGGCAUGAACACGUCACUCAGGACCUUCGCACCCACCUGGUGCACAAACUUGUACAAGCCAUAUUCCCUACCCCAGACCCCGCAGCACUGAAGGACAGGCGAAUGGAGAACCUGGUGGCAUAUGCACGCAAAGUAGAGGGUGACAUGUACGAAUCAGCUAACAGCAGGGAUGAGUAUUAUCACUUCCUGGCUGAGAAAAUCUACAAAAUCCAGAAAGAACUGGAAGAAAAGAGGCGAUCACGGCUCCAGAAACAGCCUGGCAUGGUGGGCACAGCCGGGCCUCAGCAGCCUGGUAUGGCUCAGCCCAACGCUAUGGGCCCAGGACAGGCCGUCCGACCUCCAAAUGGACCUGUGCCUAUGCCUAACAUGCCAAAUCAAAUAAUGAACCGUAUGCAGGUGCCCCAAGGAAUCAAUCAGUUUAACCCAAUGGCAAUGCAGAAUGCGCAGAUGUCUCAGGCACCCAUGGGAGCACGUGCUCCCUCCCCCAUGAACCAUCCACAGCAGAUGAACAUGAGCUCCGUCCCAUCGAUGGGCAUGUCCCCUUCUAGGAUGCCUCCGGCUCAAGGAAUGAUGGGUAGUCAUGCUAACAGCAUGGUUGCUCAGCCAGGCAACCAGGGCCAGUUCUUGCAACAGGGCCAGUUUUCUACAGCUGCAGGUGGAGCAAUGAAUGUGAAUGUAGGCAUGGGUCAGCCCAUAACACAGGCUGCUGUCGCUCAGCAGCAGCAGAACUCUAACCUCCCACUGAAUGCACUGGGAUCACUUGGUUCUCAGUUGCCCUGUGGCCCUGCAUCCCAAUCCCCCCUUGGCCCGACCCCCCCACCCAAUUCCUCUGCCAGCUUGCAGCAGCAGCAGCAGCAGCAGCAGCAGCAGCAGCAGCAACAGCUGCAGCAGCAGCAGCAGCAGCAGCAGCUGCAACACCAUGCAUCAGCACAGGCCCAGGUGCCACCACGGCCCUCCACCCCUGCCUCUACGGGUGGGCCUUCAUCCACCCCUACCCACAUAACCAAUAGCCUCCCUGGCCCCCCUUCAGCCAGGGGCGCAACCCCUGACCCCUCCCAGCCGCUCACACCCAUGCAGCCCCAACCAGAUCCCCCAAGCCAGAUGCAGCAGCCCACCUCAGUGCAGGCACAGCAUCCCAGCACACCGUUGUCCCAGGCUGCAGCAAGUAUAGAUAACAGAGUGCCAACCCCAGGCUCGGUGGCUGAGCAGAGCUCCCAGCAGUCCCUGCCAGACAUGAGCAGCACCCCAGCCAAACCUGAAGUAAAAGAUGAAGAAGAGGACAGCAACUCCGGAAAGAAACAGACAGAUUUAAAAAUGGAGCAGGAUGAUGAUACCAAACCCCCACUGGUGAAGAAGGAAGAGCCAGACGAAGCAGAGCCAAAGCAGGAACCAAUGGAAACUGAGGAGAAGAAGCCGGAGAUGAAGACGGAGAUGAAGACGGAACCCAAAGAAGAGGAGGAAGGUGGAGCAAACGGCUCCUCAUCUACCACUCAAAACCGCAAAAAAAUUUUCAAGCCAGAAGAGCUAAGACAAGCACUGAUGCCGACACUCGAGGCCCUCUACAGGCAAGGCCCAGAGUCACUGCCCUUCAGACAACCUGUAGACCCCAUGCUCCUGGGUAUUCCUGACUACUUUGAAAUUGUGAAAACUCCCAUUGACCUAUCGACCAUCAAGCGUAAGCUUGAUACGGGGCAGUACCAGGAACCGUGGCAGUAUGUGGAAGAUGUGUGGCUCAUGUUCAACAAUGCUUGGUUGUACAACCGCAAAACAUCUCGCGUCUACAAGUACUGCACCAAACUGGCUGAAGUGUUUGAAGCAGAUAUCGAUCCUGUCAUGCAGGGCCUGGGCUACUGCUGCGGCCGGAAGUACGAGUUUUCACCCCAAACGCUGUGUUGCUAUGGCAAACAGUUGUGUACCAUCUCCAGGGACGGCACUUACUACAGCUAUCAGAACAGUUCACCCAAAUAUGGCCUUGUUGCCGACAGGUAUCACUUCUGUGAAAAGUGCUUCAACGAGAUCCAGGGCAACAGUGUGACUCUGGGGGACGACCCUGCCCAGCCACAGACUAUGAUAUCAAAAGAGCAGUUUGAAAAGAAGAAAAAUGACAUGUUGGACCCUGAGCCGUUUGUUGAAUGUAAAGACUGUGGACGAAAGAUGCAUCAGAUCUGUGUGCUGCACUAUGACGUCAUUUGGCCAACAGGCUUUAUCUGUGAUAGCUGUUUGAAGAAGUCUGGCAAAACCAGAAAGGAGAACAAGUUUGCUGCCAAAAGGUUGCAGACUACAAGGUUGGGGUCAUAUAUUGAGGACAGAGUAAACAAGUACUUGAAAAGGCAGAACCACCCAGAGGCCGGCGAGGUGUUUGUGCGAGUGGUGGCCAGCUCUGACAAGAAUGUGGAGAUAAAGCCUGGCAUGAAGUCUAGGUUCGUGGACUCAGGCGAGAUGGUGGAUGGCUUCCCUUACAGAACCAAAGCACUUUUUGCAUUUGAGGAAAUAGACGGUGUGGAUGUUUGUUUCUUCGGCAUGCACGUCCAGGAAUACGGCUCAGAGUGCCCUUUUCCAAAUACAAGACGGGUUUACAUAUCAUACCUCGACAGUAUUCACUUCUUCAAACCACGUUUGCUAAGGACUGCAGUGUACCAUGAGAUCUUAAUAGGCUACCUGGAGUACGUGAAGAAACUUGGGUAUGUGACAGGUCACAUCUGGGCCUGCCCACCCAGUGAAGGAGAUGACUACAUUUUCCACUGCCAUCCUGCUGACCAGAAGAUCCCAAAGCCCAAGAGGCUCCAAGAGUGGUAUAGAAAAAUGCUGGACAAGGCUUUUGCUGAGAGGAUCCUGCAUGACUACAAGGACAUUUUCAAGCAGGCAACAGACGACAGGCUGACAAGCGCCUAUGAGCUGCCGUACUUUGAGGGUGACUUUUGGCCUAAUGUACUGGAGGAGAGCAUCAAAGAGCUGGAGCAUGAGGAGGAGGAGAGAAAGAAGGAGGAGAACACGGCCUCUACAGAGACGACAGAGGGAGCCCAAGCUGACAGUAAGAAUGCCAAAAAGAAGAACAACAAGAAAACUAACAAAAACAAAAGCAGUGUCAGCCGAGCCAAUAAGAAAAAGCCUGGGAUGCCGAAUGUAGCCAAUGAUCUGUCCCAGAAGCUCUACGCCUCGAUGGAAAAGCAUAAGGAGGUGUUUUUUGUUAUCCACCUCCAAGCGGGGCCAGCCGUUAACACCCUGCCACCCAUCAUGGACCCCGACCCUUUGUUGACCUGUGACCUAAUGGAUGGCCGCGAUGCCUUUCUGACUUUGGCCAGGGACAAGCACUGGGAGUUUAGCUCACUGAGAAGGUGCAAAUGGAGCUCGAUGUGUAUGCUUGUAGAGCUGCACAACCAGGGCCAGGACCGCUUUGUGUACACGUGCAACGAAUGCAAGCACCACGUAGAGACCCGUUGGCAUUGCACCGUCUGCGAGGACUACGACCUAUGCAUUAACUGCUACAACAUUAAGGGCCAUGAGCACCACAUGGUGAAGUGGGGCUUGGGUUUGGAUGAUGACAGCAACGGUCAGGGAGGAGAGGCCUCCAAGAGCCCAGAGAGCCGACGUCUCAGCAUCCAGCGCUGCAUCCAGUCCCUCGUCCACGCUUGCCAAUGUCGAAAUGCCAACUGCUCCCUGCCUUCGUGCCAGAAGAUGAAGAGGGUGGUUCAGCAUACCAAGGGCUGCAAGCGCAAGACCAAUGGUGGCUGUCCUGUGUGCAAGCAGCUAAUCGCUUUAUGUUGUUAUCAUGCCAAGCACUGUCAGGAGAACAAGUGUCCUGUUCCCUUCUGUCUCAACAUCAAGCACAAACUACGCCAACAGCAGCUGCAGCACAGGCUACAGCAAGCUCAAUUGAUGCGCCGCAGAAUGGCUACCAUGGCUGGAAGGGGUAUGCCCAUGCCAUCUCCACCUACCUCAGCUGCCCCGGACACCCCAAACUCUGUGCAGCAGCCUAACACACCCCAGACUCCCCAGCCCAUGCCCAACCAGCCCCAACAACAGCAGCCAAACAACCCUGUCAACAUUUCCCAAGGCUUCCCCAACAAUGGCCGCAGCAGCCAGCCCCCAACACCUGUGCCACAAGGCAAACCAGGGCCUCAGUCAUCCCCACUCCAUCAGCAGCAGUCACCUCUGCCUAACAUGCCACACCAACAGCAGCCUCAACCACCACCACAACAACAACAACAACAACAACAACAGCAGCAGCAGCAGCAGCAGCAGCAGCAGCAGCAGCAACAGCAGCAACAACAACAACAACAACAACAACAACAACAACAACAGCAACAACAGCAACAACAACAACAGCAGCAGCAGGCAGCCCUGAAGGUGGCCAGACAGAUCCAGAUGGUUGCUAAGGCAAGGCAACAGCAGCAGCAGCAGCAACAGCAGCAGCAGAAUUAUGCUAUGAAUGGUAUGCAGAUGAACCAUCCAAGAAUGAUGGGGCCCAUGCAGGGCCAGAUGCAGAUGAUGCAGGGGCCAAGGGGUCCACAAGUGAUGCAGGGCCAGUGGGGUCCAGGAAUGCAGAAUCCCAUGCAGAAUCCCCAGGGUCAUCAGCCACAGGUCCCGUCUCAACAAGGCCCAAUGGCCUCUCAGCAGGCUCAGGGAACUCCCAUGCCACAGCAGGGCCAGAUAAUGCAGAGGCCAAUGAUGCCCCAGCAACAGACUCUCCAAAUGCCUCCCCAGGGGCACUCACAGCAAGGCAUGACACCACAGCAGCAGAACAUGCCACGAGGGAUACCUACUAACAUUGCUCCGAGUGCCCUGCAGGACUUACUGCGCACCCUAAAAUCACCCAGCUCCCCCCAGCAGCAGCAGCAGGUCCUAAACAUCCUCAAGUCAAACCCACAACUCAUGGCAGCCUUUAUUAAACAAAGGACAGCUAAGUACCAGGCCAAUCAGCCGCAGCAGCAGGGGCAGCAGCAGAACCCUCAAGCUAUGCUUGGGUCCCAGGCAGGAAUGCAGGCAAUGGCAGCCAUGGCAAACCAGGUGCAGAGGCCAGUUAUGGCACCGCAGCAGCAGCCUCCUCAACAGGCAGGACCCCAGGGCAUGGCAACCAUGGGCCCCCAAGGCCAGAUGAUGAAUGCUGCUCAAAAUGGCAAUCCCCAACUGUACCACAGACAGCAGCUGCUCAGGAUGCAGCAGAUACAACAGCAGCAGCAGCAGCAGCAGCAGUCACCGCAGCAGCAGGGAGGCAUGCCUCAGGGUCAUGGUCAGUUCCCUCAGCAGCAGCCAGGGCCAGCAAGUUACUCCCAGCUCCGUAUGCAGCAGCAAAUGGCUAUGCAAGGAGGUGGGGGGCCCAUGGGACAGCUUCCUCCAAACUCCCAAAUGGGACAACCUGGCAUGGGGAUGGAUGGGGCUCAAAACCUUCUCCAGCAACGUAUGCUUCAGCAGCAGCAGCAGCAGCAGCAGAUGUUAAAGCAGCAGAUGGGUUCUCCCAUUCAGGCUAACUCAAUGAGCCCACAACCCCAUAUGCUCCAAGGCCAAGCCCAGGGCGGACCUCACUUACCUGGCCAGACUAUGGCAAACACCCUGGGUAACCAAGUACGCUCCCCAGCCCCAGUGCAAUCCCCUCGUCCGCCUUCGCAGCAGCCCCCGCAUUCCAGCCCUUCCCCACGUAUACAGCCUCAGCCCUCACCUCAGCACGGCACCCUUCACUCCAGCUCUCCCCACCCUAGCCUUGGAGGCCCAAUGUCAGGCUCCAUGGAUCGACAUAUGGGAACACCGGAGCAGAGUGCCAUGCUCCCACAACUUAAUACACCGAACAGAGGGGGUUUGAGUAAUGACAUGGGUAUGGUGGGUGACACGACGGGAGACACGCUGGAAAAAUUUGUUGAAGGAUUGUAGCAUUUUGUGACAGAAGAAAGGCCUUGUUCUGUUUUCAGCUGAGACAUUUUUAUACUUGCUGAUGUAAAAAGCUAAAAGAAAUUCAAACAACUGAGUCAUAUGAGGCCUACAGACUGUGAACUUUCCUUAAACCAAGGGACUGCUUUUCUUCCAAGACACAGAGUGAAUUAAUAAUUGCUGUUGUAAAGAAGACAACAAAGACACAAAGAAUAUAUUUUUGGUUCAGACCAGCCAUGCAAGAAUUUGCCUUGGUCUAUGUGUUGUUUUCAUUUGUUUUUCAUUUGUUAUGCUCUGGUAUGGACUUUUUUAACAAAACUUCUCAAAACAAAAAUAUUUCAUUUUAUUAUUCAUUUUUUAUUUUGUACCUUUUCAAAUUAAUAUCAUAUUUGUGUUGAGAAGACUGUAAAAUUAUUUGUCUGGGAUUUUUUUUUUUUUUUUUGCCAGGUUUCACCUCUUGCUCAGUUUCUCUGUUCCCUGGCUAAUUUAUUCUAAUAUGCCAUUUUACAAAAGGACUGCCUUUGGGGAAGCCUUAAUUUCUUUCCUGUUUGCAGAGUCUACGGGAGAUUAACACAUUUGUAUAGAUCUAGGCACUAUUGCACACACCCGUACACAAAUGGCAGGUGUAAGAAAAACCUGCAUUAAAGCUCGUUAAUGUUCACAGGUGCCGGAAUGUUCUUUUUACUGGCUUUGGCCCAGUGUUUGUCUUGCAAAUGUUAAAAUAAUUGCUUUGUCUCUCCCUCAGUCUACAGAAAUUGUCAUGAAGUCCUGAACUGUAAGAAGUGGUUCAAAUGGCUCAUUUCGUACUUAUAUACAAUGUUGUUAAAUAAACCUGUGUGCCACAGA
Labrus bergylta (ballan wrasse) is the source of this 9168-nucleotide messenger RNA. It is a transcript of the gene crebbpb, whose product is annotated as CREB binding protein b. Gene Ontology annotation, molecular function: histone acetyltransferase activity; transcription coactivator activity; chromatin DNA binding. Gene Ontology annotation, cellular component: histone acetyltransferase complex; nucleus; transcription regulator complex. NCBI's taxonomy places the organism in Eukaryota, Metazoa, Chordata, Actinopteri, Labriformes, Labridae. Gene Ontology annotation, biological process: positive regulation of transcription by RNA polymerase II. The record is from RefSeq and is a predicted model, not a curated record.